This is a messenger RNA of Musa acuminata AAA Group (dessert banana), 2391 nucleotides long. RefSeq lists its product as uncharacterized. Bases 279 to 2237 code for a protein of 652 amino acids. The record is from RefSeq and is a predicted model, not a curated record. The transcript has 9 exons. NCBI's taxonomy places the organism in Eukaryota, Viridiplantae, Streptophyta, Magnoliopsida, Zingiberales, Musaceae. Gene Ontology annotation, molecular function: beta-glucosidase activity. Gene Ontology annotation, biological process: glucan catabolic process.
UCGGUUUUGUCAUGAUCGUUCGUCGCAUUCCUUGCUCUCCUGGUUUGGUGGUGUUUGGCGUCCUACCAUCGGUGCCUGCUAUUUUCUCUUACGCAAAAGUGUUGCCGCUCUCGUUCUUCAGCUUUCCUCUGCAACUCUCCGUUUUUGACUUGCUUGAUCGUAUCACAACUCUCGGUUUUUGGCUCAACCCCUUUUGCAUGUUCUUUCAUCUUUUGCUGUCUUUCUUCUCAUUUCAUGAAUCGUGAGAUCAGGUUCUCGUCGAAAGGAUUCGCGUCAAGAUGGCAGCUCGCCGGAUACCAAUGCUGGGGCUCGUGUUCCUAUUGUGUUGGGCAGCGACUACACAAGCAGAAUAUAUGAAGUACAAAGAUCCUAAACAGGCGGUGAAUGUUCGAAUAAAAGAUCUGAUGAAGCGCAUGACUCUCGCUGAGAAGAUCGGUCAGAUGACACAAAUCGAGCGAGCAAACGCCUCCUCUCGAGUCUUGAAAGACUACUUUAUAGGCAGCAUACUCAGUGGAGGGGGAAGCGUUCCUGCACCUCAGGCCUCUGCCAAGGAUUGGGUGGAGAUGAUCACUACGUUUCAGAAGGCCUGCCUGUCAACACGCUUGGGAAUUCCCAUGAUUUAUGGGAUCGAUGCCGUUCACGGCCACAACAAUGUCUACAAUGCAACCAUAUUUCCUCACAACAUUGGCCUCGGAGCCACAAGGCAAGCACAAACUAUAACCUCUCUUGGAUUCUUGAGCUUGACAUUAUACUCGGAAAUCAUGAUCCGCAGGGAUCCUGGACUUGUGAAGAGGAUUGGUGCGGCAACCGCACUCGAAGUUAGAGCGACUGGCAUUCCUUAUGCUUUUGCGCCUUGCAUUGCGGUUUGUAGGGAUCCAAGAUGGGGCAGGUGCUACGAGAGCUACAGCGAGGACCACGGGGUUGUGCAGGCGAUGACAGAACUCAUUCCUGGUUUACAGGGAGAUGUCCCUCCGAACUACGCGAAGGACUUUCCCUAUGUUGCAGGAAAGAACAACGUGGCAGCUUGCUCCAAGCACUUUGUUGGCGAUGGUGGGACGCAGAAAGGAAUCGAUGAGAACAACACUAUCAUCGAUGCCCACGAACUCCUCGGCAUUCAUAUGCCUGCUUACAUCGACUCCAUCGCCAAGGGUGUGUCCACCGUCAUGGUCUCCUAUUCAAGCUGGAAUGGAGUUAAAAUGCAUGCCAACCGUCGCCUGGUCACCGGCCACCUCAAGAAGAAGCUUGGUUUCAAGGGGUUUGUGAUCUCAGACUGGCAGGGCAUCGACCGGAUCACCACUCCGCCUGGUGCAAAUUACACCUACUCUGUUCAAGCUUCCAUUACUGCAGGCCUUGAUAUGGUGAUGGUUCCAUAUGACUAUCCUGCGUUCAUUGGUACUCUGACAAAUCUCGUGAAUCAAAAGGUUAUCCCGAUGAAACGAAUCAACGAUGCCGUAAGAAGGAUCUUGAGGGUGAAAUUUGUCUUAGGCCUCUUCGAGAACCCUCUGCCUGAUCCCAGCUUAGGCGAUCAAAUCGGGAAACAGGAGCAUAGGGAAUUGGCAAGAGAAGCCGUCAGGAAGUCACUGGUGCUGCUGAAAAAUGGGAAAUCGAGCAACGAGCCAUUGCUGCCUUUGCCUAAGAAGGCUGAUAAGAUCCUCGUCGCCGGAAGUCAUGCUGAUAACAUAGGUUACCAGUGUGGCGGUUGGACUAUAGAGUGGCAAGGAGGCAGUGGCAACAUCACCGGUGGUACCACAAUCCUGGACGCCAUUAGAUCCACGGUUGACCCGGCAACCAAUGUCGUGUUCUCCGAGAAGCCCGAUGCUGAUCUCGUGCAGAGCAAUCACUUCUCCUACGCCAUUGUCGUCGUCGGGGAGCCACCCUACGCCGAGACCGCGGGCGACAGCCUCAACCUCACCAUUCCCGAACCAGGCCCGAGCACGAUCCAGACGGUCUGCGGCGCCGUGCGGUGCGUGGUGGUACUCAUCUCCGGCCGGCCCGUCGUCAUCCAGCCGUACCUCCCGGUGAUGGACGCGUUGGUGGCUGCAUGGCUGCCGGGCUCCGAAGGUCAAGGCGUGGCCGACGUCCUCUUCGGGGACUUCGGGUUCACGGGAAAGCUUCCUCGCACCUGGUUCAAGUCGGUGGAGCAGCUCCCCAUGAACGUCGGUGAUAAGAGCUACGACCCACUGUUCCCCUUUGGUUUUGGCUUGACGACGAAGCCGGCGGCAGCAGUGCAGAAUUGAGCUCCAGGAAGAAGAACUCCACCUUCUUCCUUCUCUCCACAUUUGGCCUUAAUCAAUGUAAUUUUUUGGUUCUGCGCUUCGCUAUAAUCUUCACAUACCAAAUCGAACGAUGCCAUGGAUUUUUCUGGUUUCCAGGUCAGGAGUUUCAACCCUG